AGAGUGUGCUGUUUACUCCGUGUUCUUGUCACUUAAACAUGUCCUCUGAAGACGAGCCAACUUUUGAGCAGGCCGAUGCUGGUGCCUCUGCUACCGCUCCCCAACAGGCCGGUACCCUUCGUAAGGGCGGCUUUGUUAUGCUCAAGGGUAAGCCUUGCAAGAUUGUGGACAUCUCUACCUCCAAGACCGGUAAGCAUGGCCAUGCUAAAGCCAACAUCACUGGACUUGACAUCUUCACUGGAAGGAAAUAUGAAGAUAUCUGUCCUACUUCCCACAAUAUGGAAGUUCCCAACGUGGUCCGUGCUGAGUAUCAGCUGUUGAACAUUGAGGAGUCCGGUGCUGUGUCCCUCCUCACUGGUGAUGGCACUACUAAGGAUGAUCUGGAUCUUCCCAAGACCGAAAACGGUCUAGAUGAGGUCGGCCAGCAGGUCCAGAACGACUUCAACGAGGGUAAAACUGUCAUUGUCACCGUUAUUAAGGCAUGCGAUCAAGAGAAGAUCGUGUCGGCCAAGACUAUUGAGUAAAUGGUGAAUGUGUAAUGGUUGAAAAUGUACUCCUAGUGGUGGUAUCUCGUAGUGCUUACCUAUGCUGAUCUGUAAGCCUCUAUCUCAACUUUGUUGCUACUUUUAUGCUACUCACCCACUGUCAUUUGCUCAAGUGUUGCUGUAGUAUCAUCAUCGUAAGUGGCGACUUGUUGUCCUGUGAUGUGAUACUGCUAUCACUAUUGCAUAGUUCAGUGUUGGUCCGUAAUUGUUGCUGCACUGUUGGAAAGGAGUACGUAUGGGGUAAAUCUGUCAUAACCUUUAUAACCGCAAGAUUCAGCGCA
This is a messenger RNA of Perkinsus marinus ATCC 50983, 826 nucleotides long. Its product is annotated as eukaryotic translation initiation factor 5A-3, putative. NCBI's taxonomy places the organism in Eukaryota, Perkinsozoa, Perkinsida, Perkinsidae. The record is from RefSeq and is a predicted model, not a curated record. Bases 39 to 524 code for a protein of 161 amino acids. The transcript is spliced from 2 exons. Gene Ontology annotation, biological process: positive regulation of translational termination; positive regulation of translational elongation. Gene Ontology annotation, molecular function: translation elongation factor activity; RNA binding; ribosome binding.